AUUUACAGGGACUCGGGGAGCUCUCAGGGGAGGAGGAUGUGAGGUGCAAGAACUUAUGUGAAUUUACAGGUACUGUGACUGGGUGAGCCCUUUGGGAACUGCCCAAGGAGAGGGUUGAUGAGGGGGCUCUGCCCCCAACACCCUCCAAAAACCAUUAUCUUCAUCAUGGUGACGGAAGAAGGAGAAGAUGGGUUCUGAAGUUGGGUUGAAGCAGCGUAUUGCACGAUGGAUGGAGGAUCACCGGGGACUGAUUGUCGUGCUGAUUGUGCUACCGCUUUCACUCAUUUUUGAUGCUUUGAUGCAGUUCCGACACUGGGUCUUCCGUAAAUUCAUUUCUGCUCCAGAAAAGCAUGAUGAGCGUGUCAGGGCUAUUCAGAAAAAGGUUCGGAAAUGGUCAGAGCAGCCUCAGAAGGACAGAAAGAUGAUGUGCACAGCUCGCCCCAACUGGCAGUCCCUCUCGACCACUUUCUUCAGAAAGGAUUUGUGCCACAAGAUUGCUAUUCCAUUGUAUGACAUUCUGGAGCUAAAACCAUCCCACAUGAGCAUUCGUGUAGAACCAAUGGUUAGCGUGGGCCAGGCAACAGCCUUCCUGGUGCCGAGGGGCUACACUCUUGCAGUAUGCUUAGAAGUUGCUGAAGCAACGCUGGGCGGUCUUGCCAUGGGUGUUGGAAUGACAACAUAUUCUCACAAGGUUGGCUUGUAUCAAGAAUCCAUAAUAGCAUACGAAAUGGUUCUGAGUGAUGGUUCAUUGGUGAGAGUGACACGGGACAAUGAAUAUAGUGAUUUGUACCAUACAUUACCUUGGUCACAUGGCACACUUGGCUUCCUUGUGGCUCUUGAGUUGCAGAUUAUCAAGAUUAAGCCACACAUCAAGAUGGAAUACAUUCCUGUGAAAGGCAAGAAGAACUACUGUAACAUGAUGAGGGAACUUUCAGGAGCUCUUGAUAAAGACAAAGCCACUCCUGAUUACUUAGAAGCUACAAUCUAUAACAAGGAAGAGGCUGUGAUUAUGGUUGGCAAUUUUUCUGAUGUCCCACCUGGUGAGGAAAACAAGAUCAAUCAUUUAACACGUUGGUACAAGCCAUGGUUUUACAAGUACGUGGAAAGGUUCUUGAAGAAGGGCCGUGAUUAUGAAUACAUUCCUCUUGGAGACUACCUUUUGCGACACAACAGGGCAAUCUUCUGGGUGGUGGAGACAAUGAUUCCUUUUGGCAAUAAUGCACUCUUCAGAUUCUUCUUUGGCUGGUUGCUUCCACCUAAAAUUGCUUUCCUGAAGUUUACUACAACACCAGGUGUAAGGGCCAUGACCUUUACCAAGCAGGUGUUCCAGGAUAUUGUGUUACCUAUGAACCAGCUGGAAGACCAGAUAGAUAAGUCUGAGGAAUUAUUCGACUUGUAUCCUGUUCUUGUUUAUCCUUGUCGAAUUUAUGAUCAUGGCCCUCACAGAGGUCAGUUACGUCCACCACGUAAAGAUCAGAUGGUGCCAGGAGCAAAUUAUGGAAUGUUCAAUGAUCUUGGAGUCUAUGGGGUACCGAGACCUGUGCUUGAGAAGAAGCGCUUUGAUGCAGUUGAUGCAAUGAGGAAAAUGGAAAGGUUCACACAAGAAGUAGGAGGCUACCCAUUCUUGUACGCUGACACUUUUAUGACAAGGGAGGAAUUUGAGAAGAUGUUUGAUCUUACGGCUUAUGAGCAAGUGCGAGCUAAAUAUAAUGCUAAUGGGGCAUUUCCUCAUCUUCAUGAUAAGAUCAAGCCCGAAAUUGAUGUUGUGGAAGUCGGGAAGCAGUAUAUGGAUCCUUUGUAAAAGAAGAGCAGGAGGAUGAUAGAUGCAAAGUAUUCCUUUUGAACUACUAUGAUAGUUUUGAACUGCAGGCAGAGGACAGUGACUGUCAGAGAGCUUGGUGUCCUUAACUACCUCAUGAAGGAAUACAAUUUCCACAAGCCUUUUUGUUGUAUUUUUGACGUGUUUUUAUAAAUGCCAUUUCUGUGCAUAUCUUUGUACUGUAUGUAAUGUAGGAUAUAAUGUCAUAAAUACUAAAAUUAAGGUGAUAUAAUCUACACUGCCAUUACAACUAUUUCCUGCCAUCUAUUGUUAACAUGGUAAUGUUAUUCAUUCCCUCUGUAUGAAAAAUAAAAGAGCAAAGACUGAA
Molecule: messenger RNA, 2147 nt
Organism: Penaeus vannamei (Pacific white shrimp)
Lineage: Eukaryota; Metazoa; Arthropoda; Malacostraca; Decapoda; Penaeidae
Product: delta(24)-sterol reductase
Biological process (GO): steroid metabolic process
Cellular component (GO): cytoplasm; membrane
Molecular function (GO): Delta24(24-1) sterol reductase activity; FAD binding
Source: RefSeq, a predicted model, not a curated record